AUGUUUCGUGCCCAUGCCUUGCUUGUUUGUUUAUUGGCAUAUCUUCCUGCUGUCUUGGCCAUCGGCUUGUCUAUUCCUCCGGUUCUUAUUGGUGACAAGAAACGUUAUUCGUCUCCUCUGAACUUGGCUAACUGUGUCAGUUACCUUACUUCUAAGGAUGAUAUCAUCACUGUCACUAUUAAGGCUGGUGACAAGCUCAAUUCUCAGUUGCUUAAUCUCAAUGUGUUCGACUCUCAGAAGAACACACUACGGUUUUUGGAGGACUUGGAGCACAACCAAAUGGUUAUGUUCACAAAUUUGGACUACCAGCUUUCUGGUCAAGAUCACCACUGGAAACGUCUACUAGACUUCCAUCGUGAGAAAAAGCCCCAAGAGGGCAUCGACCUUUUGCCAUCAGUGCCUGACAAAACUUAUGUGCAUAUCUGCUUCGAUAAUAUUUACCUCGACAAAUCGUGGAGUUUCCAAAAACAGCCCCGUGAACUCAUCAUCAACGUGGAUAUCAAAAGCCUUACUGCGCUCAAAAAGACAAACUACAAAAAGUAUGCCAAAUAUUUCAGCCACUUCCUUGAAAGUGAUGACAUCGAGACCGACUUUGACUUCUCCGAGGAAAACUUCGAAUCUGCAGUCAAAAAGUUAGAGAAUCUGUUAAACGAAGUCAGCGAGGAGCUCGACGCCUCUCUCAAAAUCGUUCAAAACUUGAAGCUUCAUGAAAGAAGGUUACGAGACUUGAACGAGGAAAUUUUUGAGAACUACAUUAAGACAUCUACCCUUCUCUUGUUCACUAUUGGAUCCUUGGGGUUAAUUCAACUCUUUUACUACAAAUUCUACUUCAAACGUCGGAAGCUUAUCUGA
Molecule: messenger RNA, 852 nt
Organism: Australozyma saopauloensis
Lineage: Eukaryota; Fungi; Ascomycota; Pichiomycetes; Serinales; Metschnikowiaceae
Product: p24 family protein
Exons: 1
Coding region: 1-852 (283 amino acids)
Source: RefSeq, a predicted model, not a curated record